This is a messenger RNA of Xenopus laevis (African clawed frog), 1068 nucleotides long. RefSeq names its product LIM/homeobox protein LMX-1.2 (gene lmx1b.2.S). The record is from RefSeq and is a predicted model, not a curated record. Lineage: Eukaryota; Metazoa; Chordata; Amphibia; Anura; Pipidae. The coding region runs from base 4 to 1068 and encodes 354 amino acids. The transcript is spliced from 7 exons.
AAAAUGAAUGAAGUCUGCGCUGGUUGCAGCAACAGCAUAUCAGAUCGGUUCCUGCUAAGAGUGAAUAACAGAUCGUGGCACGAAUGUUGCGUAAAGUGUGCUGCUUGCCUACAGAUACUCUCUGGAACCUGCUACUACAGGAACCGCCAGCUAUAUUGUAAGGAUGACUAUGAAAAGCUUUUUGCUACAAAAUGUAACAGCUGUCUAAAAACAGUCCUGCCCUCUGAGCUUAUCAUGCGUGUCCUCAGCAACGUGUACCAUGUAGCCUGCUUCUUCUGCUGUGAGUGUGAGAAGAGACUGGAGCGGGGAGACGAGUUUGUGCUGAAAGAGGGGCAGUUACUUUGCCGCAGCGACUAUGAGAGGGAAAAGGAAAUGCUCAGCGCAUUUAGCCUGACACCUUGUGGAUCAGUUAAAAGCGAAGAUGAAGAUGGGGGUUCCCUCCAAGGUAAAGGAAGUGAUGAAGCAAAAGAUCCUAAAAGAUCAAAGAGGCCGAGGACUAUAUUAACAACUCAGCAGCGUCGGGCCUUUAAGGCAUCAUUUGAAGUGUCAUCUAAACCAUGCCGAAAGGUGAGGGAGACACUGGCAGCAGAAACCGGUCUGACUGUACGAGUUGUCCAAGUUUGGUUUCAGAACCAAAGAGCCAAGAUGAAGAAGAUAGCAAGGAGGCAGCAACAGCAGGACCAUGAGCAGCUGGGAGCACAACGUCUGGGAUCUAGCCGUGGAAACCGGGGAAGCAGUAGGCAGAGUAAUGAUGACAGUGAAGAUGGGGGCAGUGGAAUAGAAGGUGUAAUGGUAUCUUACUCCAGGAUACCACAUCAGCAGAUGUUGCCAUUGGAUCAAAGUAACUACAGUACAGAUCUCUACAGACAAGGUCUCACUCCCCCUCAGAUGCCUGGGGACCAUUUACAUCCGUAUGAUGCAGAGAGUGUUUUCCACGACAUGGACAAUGAAAGCCUCAGUUAUCUCGGUGGGUCUCUCCUGUCGGCUUCUGAAAACGGCAACCUACAGUCCCGUGUUGGCCCCAUUGACCGUCUUUAUUCCAUGCAGACCUCUUACUUUGCUUCCUGA